Erythranthe guttata (spotted monkey flower) is the source of this 942-nucleotide messenger RNA. Lineage: Eukaryota; Viridiplantae; Streptophyta; Magnoliopsida; Lamiales; Phrymaceae. The record is from RefSeq and is a predicted model, not a curated record.
AUGGCCUCUUCCCAAGUGGAAAUUGCCCCUUCAUCCCCGUUUGCCGUCCACAACCCCCGGCGCCGUGAUCCGUGCUUCAAUCAACUCGUCAUUCCCAACGAUAAUACUAGUUCUUCUUCUUCUUCUCGGCACAUUGAUUUAUGGGUUCACCAGCCCCAAUGGCAAACCACCAAAACCACGCCCGUUAAUGAUACUAACAACAACAAUAAUGAUAAUAGAGGUAAGCAUAAUGACAAGCACAAGCAGAAGCAGAAACAAACAGAUGAUAAAUGGGCAAGAGCUAGAGAAAUUGUUUUCGAUCAUCAUCGUCAUCCAAAGCCGGAGAGAUUGGUGGAUGAGGAGGUGUCUAAUUUGCGGGGCGUCUCUUCCCUGGUUCAAAAAUGGAGAGGCUUCGAGGCAGAGGCCAAGUUCAGCGGUAACAGGACCAGCAACACCAUUAAUUCCCCCGAUAAUGCCCCACCUGUGCUCAUGACAAGUACCAGCGCCGGCGGAGGUGGGGAAGACGAUCCUUUUGGGGAGGAUUGGGAAUCAUCAUCAACAACACCAAACGUGGCAUUCAGUGCUCCAGCUUCUGAUGCUACCGAAAUAGAGAGGCUUAGGGUUGCUGACAUCAUCAGAAAAUUGACUGACGAUGUUGUGACGUCGUCGGAGUCACCGCCACGUCCUAGAACAUCAGUGGAUCAAACAACAACAACAACAGCAGCAGCAGCAGAACAGAGGUGUUGUUUCUCCCUGAGCUCACCUCGCAUUAGGGGUCGUCAGGCCUACAAUGAUCUCCUCACUCAGAUGGAGCGCGAUAAGCAAAAUGAGCUUCAGGGACUUAUCGCCCGUAAACCCGUUUCCAAAUUCUCUCAUCGAGGCCGCAUUCAGGUUACUACUACUUAUCAAAUACUACAUUUAUUCAUUUUUUGUAUCAUUAAUCUAUUUAUUUAAUGUUACUUA